AUGCCCGCUUGGAACUUUAGCAAGGCUUGCUUUAUGGACCGUUUUGGGUACGGUUGGUCUGACAAGAACGUUCUACCUGUCACUACCCAAGAGUAUGUCUUUAGAUUACACGGUAGUCUUGGCGUAGCUGGCUUGACGGGCACAAAAUAUGUGUUGGUUGGUUGGUCGUGGGGCUCUAUUUUCGUGCAGACCUAUGCCCUCAGUUACCCGACCGAGGUGGUGGGUAUAGUCACGAUAGAUGGCACUGACUCUAAAUGGGGAUUCAUCUCGGAUAACCAACAAGCAGUCAUCUCGCUCACCAAUACAUUCACAACCUAUAUGACCAAGCUCGGACUUGGGUCGCUCCAAAGUGAUGCUGCCGCCGGUCUCAUCCCACUCGGUCACGGGUACUUCCCAAACAGCUCGCUUGCACUAGGAUUCACACAAGCAUCGAUCGACGCAUCGCAAGAGCUGUGGCUCACCAAUAAGAACCUCUUGACCAGCGUCCAAGAGCUCAAUAUCAUGGUGCUGUCCUCUGCCAUCCUCAACUUUACCUACACUCUCAAGGGUGCCAAUCCCCUCAAAGACCUGCCAUACGUCAACAUCUACAACACCGUCACCAACCAAGACUGGACCGACCGCCAACUCUUCAUGGCCUCCCUCUCGACCAACUCGCAGGCUGCAGGCUAUAACACUGACCACUACUUUCCCUUUACAGACUCAUCCGAUGUCAUCACUGCUCUCUCUGCCAUUGCUAAUAGAAUAGCUACAUCUCCUGCUAUUGAUGAUAAUGGAGAUAUAAUAUGUUUAUUGAUGACAUGUCGGAAGUUAUAUAAUAGUAGUGCUUUAAGAAGAUUGAUGAUUAACUCCACUAACGAGCGCUAUGAUAUCACCACUGUAUGCAAUCUCAGUGACUUGGAACUCGACAAAUACCGAUCACGGACAGAGAGCGAUCAGUAUAUUCCUAUCUUGACAAAAAGUCUGACGUCGCUCACUGUGAUACUGGGAGAGGUACCUCUUCAACGAGACACAUUACUUUCAUUGACAUCACUAGUCCACCUCGAUAUCUACGUACGCAGCCGUGACAAGGAAACAACAAAAGAGGAACAAACAUGGGCAAUCCUCACAACAACUAGAGUUGGGCGUACAAAUACCUCACCAAUGCAUGACUAA
Molecule: messenger RNA, 1152 nt
Organism: Cavenderia fasciculata
Lineage: Eukaryota; Evosea; Eumycetozoa; Acytosteliales; Cavenderiaceae
Exons: 2
Coding region: 1-1152 (383 amino acids)
Source: RefSeq, a predicted model, not a curated record